Colletotrichum abscissum is the source of this 1119-nucleotide messenger RNA. RefSeq names its product initiation factor 2 subunit family protein. Gene Ontology annotation, biological process: translational initiation. NCBI's taxonomy places the organism in Eukaryota, Fungi, Ascomycota, Sordariomycetes, Glomerellales, Glomerellaceae. Gene Ontology annotation, cellular component: eukaryotic translation initiation factor 2B complex. The record is from RefSeq and is a predicted model, not a curated record. Bases 1 to 1119 code for a protein of 372 amino acids. Gene Ontology annotation, molecular function: translation initiation factor activity; guanyl-nucleotide exchange factor activity. The transcript has 4 exons.
AUGCUGCGCAGGGCCUUGCCCGUCUUCCGAAUCGAAUCCUUCUUCACAUACAUCACCAUGGCCACCGGCGACCUGACACCAGCUGGCGACAGCCAAAAGUCCUCCACCGACAUCCCUAUCCGUAUCAAGACAAGUGAUGCCAUCGACAUCGUCUCAACAUAUCACUCCCUCCUCGAGGACCCAGACCUGACAAAACCCGUCGCCGCCAUCGAGGCCCUCAUCGCCCUCCUCAACGCCUCGGGCACAACCACCGUCUUCGAGACCCUCGACCUCGUCAAGCGCGCCUCAAACACCCUCCACGCAUCCGUCAACAACCCCGUUCCCCUCCAGGCCGGCACCGACCUCUUCCUGCAGUACCUCGUCUCCUCGCUUAAGCAGCAAGAAGGCGCAAACGCAUCCGCCUCGGCCGCCGCCGCCCCCUCCCCCUACCAGUCCUUCGAAGCCGUCCGCACCCACCUCCUCCGCAACGGCCGCCUCUUCGCCUCCCGCGCCAUCGCCGCCCGCGACCGCAUCGCCGACGCCGGCUGGCGCUUCGUCCGCGACGGCAAGGUCGUUCUCACCCACGGCGCCUCCCGCGCCGUCUCCGACCUGCUCUUCCGCGCCGCAGACCAGUCCGGCGACGGCGGUGUCCGCUUCAAGGUCGUCUACGUCCGCGACGAGCACCGCCCCGCCGAGUCGGACCGCGUCGUCAAGGAGCUCCGCGACAAGGGCAUUCCCGUCGCCGAGAUCGCCGAGCCCGCCGUCGCCCACGUCCUCGGCUUGCUGCGCCAGGUCCACAUGGUCUUUGUCGGCGCCGAGGCCGUCACGCAGAACGGCGGUAUCAUCUCGCGGAUGGGCACCUAUCAGAUCGCCAAGCUGGCAAAGCAGGCCGGUCUGCCCUUCUACGUUGCCGCCGAGUCCCACAAGUUUGUGCGCAAGGUGCCUCUGGACCAGCGGGAUCUCGGUUUCCAGCAGCACGUCUUGGACUUCCGGACGGACGGUGCCAGCGAGCAGCCUGAGGAUGCGGUGGACUACACUCCCCCUGAUUUCAUUUCCAACCUCGUGACAGAAAAUGGUGUCAAGCUACCCAGCUACGUGUUUGAGCAGCUCCUCGACAUCUAUGGUAGCUUGAACGGUUGA